CAUCUCCUCCCCGGUCAAGCAUGUCAUUUAAUGUACUUCAGUACUCCCGUACUCCAAUUCUGACUCCAACUAUCCUUUUUGGUCCUUGCUGUACUAAUCCCAACAACAUCCAACCUAACGCAUCCCAACCCCCAAGGCCAAAUCGACUCUUCGUCCCAUCACAACUAUUCUCUAUAUACCGUCUCAGUCUGAGCCUGCCAGCCUCACCAGCUGAAUUUCAUUACUCCGGAAAUCCUUAGCCAAGAACUCCAAGCACUCACCAGUCGCCCUUCGCCGCGUCUCUCCCAAAGUCUUUACAGCCUCAGCCUCAGCCUCUGCCUCACCUGUCCAGCCAGGUCCGCAUUGCAUCUUCAACCCGCUGGAGUCGAUAAUUAUCCCGAAACCCGCUAUUGAGGACCUCAGUCUCUCGCUGCCUCGCAGUCCACUUGCAGGCGGCGGCACGCCCACUAUAUCCUUCGCCUGAUGCCUCACUCCACUCCCGGGGCAGUUAUUGACAAUGAAAUUGCAGACAGUCUGAGGCGACAGUCCCAACUCUCGUCCAUCGGAAAAGCUGCAAUCAUGAGUAAUGUAGUCGCCGUGGACACGUCCAAUGAUAACCACUCCAACAAAGAGACGCGCGAAAUCAGGCCAACGUCCCAUGGCCUGGUACCGUCGCCAUCUAUCCCCAAUGGCCUAGUGCCGUCACCAUCCAUAACCCAUGGGCUGGUACCACCACCAACUAUUCCCCAUGGACUAGUCCCGCCGAUACCUAUUCCCCAUGGACGUGUCCAUCAGACAAUUUCAAACGGCCAUGGCUGCGGCUCGCAGGAUGCUGGGAGUCACACCCCAAGCGAUGCUUCUGUUGGUAGCACUCCAUCGACAGCACCCGGUAGCCCUCAUCUCAUGCCAAUUAGGCAAAACUCGGGUUCGAGCACACCUCGGACACGGCCACCUGCAACAACGCUUAAUAUUCCUGGGAUGACACGGUCUAGGGUUUCUCCUGAUGGUCGUAUUGCAGAGCGAGAUGUGGCAUCCAAAUUGGUGAUUAUCAUGGUUGGUCUGCCAGCAAGAGGGAAAUCGUAUAUCACCAAGAAAAUACAACGGUAUCUUUCAUGGCAGCAACACAACAGUCAAAUCUUCAACGUUGGCAAUCGACGACGAGUGGCAGCUAGUGCCCAGCCAGGAUCAUCAAACCUUACAGCCCAGAUUCAAGCCCGAACAAAAGCACUAACAAACACGGAUGCUGUCCCAGGGACUGCCACGGUCUCGGGCACAAUGGACGGACCCACACAGGCUGCACAUAUACUUCUCAAUGGAGUCGAACCUAGCCAAAACCAAGAAUCGGCUUCUCGAGAUCAUGAAGAACCCAAAGCACCGAUGGAGCCCUUUGACCAGAGUGCAGAGUUCUUUGACCCCUCUAAUGCAAGAGCGUCCCAAGUGCGAGAGCAGGUAGCCAUCUCGACACUCGACGAGCUGCUUGAUUAUCUUUUACUUCAAGGCGGAUCGGCUGGCAUUUUAGAUGCAACGAAUAGCACACUUGAGCGGCGAAAGUUGUUGUUCAAUCGUGUCAAGGAACGCGAUUCUAAACUUGGCAUACUAUUCAUCGAAAGUAUCUGCGAAGAUCAAGGGCUCCUAGAAGCAAAUAUGCGCCUGAAGCUAUCUGGCCCAGACUAUAAAGGCAAGGACCCAGUGACGUCCUUGGAAGAUUUUAGAAAACGAGUUGCGGCCUAUGAAAGCGCAUAUGUCCCGCUCGGCGAGUACGAAGAAAAAAAUGGCAUCCAAUAUAUUAAGAUGAUUGAUGUUGGACGCAAAGUCAUACACCAUCAAUUGAAGGGGUUUCUAAGUGGGGGGAUAGCCUCAUACCUAACCACGUUCAAUCUUUCCCCGAGACAGAUCUGGAUUACCCGCCAUGGAGAAUCAUAUGAUAAUAGGGAAGGAAAACUCGGUGGAAAUUCUGACAUUACGCCAGAGGGCCGCGCUUAUGGUGCUGUGCUGUACAACUUCAUGACCCAGAAACGAAAGGAUUGGCUGGUAGAGCAAAAAGACAAGAUUUUGUCUUCCAGUUUUCCACCACAACCCGGAGACAAUACACCUCCGUAUCCCGAGAGCCGUCUGGGCGAGCUCGACGAAAAGAAUUUCUGCAUCUGGACAUCCAUGCUGAAGAGAUGCAUUCAAACAGCAGAAGAUUUCGAGGCCGAUGACGAUUAUGAUGUGAAGAACUGGGAAAUGCUCAAUGAGCUGAACGCGGGUGAUUUUGAACGACUCACAUAUGAGGAGAUAGAACACAAUUUCCCGCUAGAGUUCAACAAACGGAAGCAGGAUAAGCUUCAUUACAUCUAUCCUGGGGUAGGCGGAGAAGGCUACCUUCAGGUUAUAAGUCGACUUCGGGAUAUGGUGAGAGAGAUUGAGAGAAUUACCGACCAUGUCCUCAUCAUUGGACAUCGCUCCAUUGCUCGAGUCCUCAUGGCUUACUUCAUGGACCUCACCCGAAACGACAUCGCUGAUCUCGAUGUCCCCCUUGGCAUGUUAUUUGUUAUUGAACCAAAGCCUUACGGUGUGGACUUCCACCCGUACAAAUAUAAUGAGGAGAGCCAGUGGUUUGACGAGGUGAAGGACUACAAACCUCACAAGGAAACACGGAAAGGGAACUAGUCGACUUAAGUUAACAAAAGAGGGGUGUUUGAUUGCCACGCAGGUAGUAGUUGCUGGAGUUAUUGCUAUGUUUAAUGGCGUGGAGUAAGGGGCAGUUUGGGUUAAUGCACACACACGGAGGGAGGGGAACUGUUUUUCACGCAAUUACUUAGAUUUUGGGGUUCGGGAUUAAUGUGGACACGGUAAUAUCAACAGCUAAUUAAAGCUUUAGCUUUUUUUGGACUCCGACCCCCCUGCGUGUGAGCUUGGGGUGCAGUUUGUAUCACGUGAUCUAAAAAGUUCUGUCACAUGAUCUGCUGUCUGUGCGUUGUGCCUGCCUUCACCAGCUUCUGACCCAUAGCACGACAAUUCUUGACUACCACGGCCGCAAUGGAAGCUAAAUACUGUUCUGGGUGCGCCCAGAAGCGCCCUAUCUCUUCGUUCCUGAGAGAUCCAUCUGCCGGCCUGGCUGGUAGGGUAUUCGCAAGCUGCAUUGGGUGCCGAGCUGCACAAGAGAGGUAUAAGAAGAAACGGUAUAAGAAGAAACGGAAGGCCUCGCGCCAGCUACGUCCUCAGAACGCUCCUGUGCUCCCAGAGCCUUCGAUGCCCGCUAAUGAUACGCGUGUAGAAGCUUUGGCUCCCCUCGAAUCACGUCCCGGACCAUCCGUGCUGCCUCCUCCAGCCGAAACACGUCCAGAGCCACCUGUGCCCACACAACCUCAACCCCAGGGCUUUCUCUCGGCCGAACAAUGGGGACUCAUACAGGAUUUUCAUACAGUAAUGGGCAGGGUUGGGAUGCAGACCUGCGGCCGUUGUAAGGAGCGGUGGUUCUCUAUGGACCUGAAGGGCGGGAUCUGCCACGCCUGCUUCCUACGGGAUAAGGGCAACAGGACACCCUUUCUCAUGUCUGCUGAGAACGAGAUGGACCCGGGAGAGCUUCCGGCCUAUCUGCCAGAGCUGACACAGGUGGAGGAGAUGACGAUCGCCCGGUCUCAUGUGCAGAUGAUGGUCUGUCGCUACCGUGGCCACCAGUACCACUACUCGGGACACUGUAUAUCGUUGUCCUACGGCCCUCGGAUCAGGUCGUGCGGUCUGAUCUAAGGUAUCAGCGCCAGUUCCGGACGGAUUUCCCACUCCGCAAGGGGCGUAUCAUCACCUGGCUGCGGUUUCUGAAGGCGCACCACCCGGACUACCGAUACAUCACCAUCUCCCCUGACCGGAUCAGCACCCUGCCUGUUGAUGGCGAUAUAUCCUCCUCCUUCCCAGCCGUCGUCGACGAUGCGGGCGCGGAUGAGCCCCCCGUGCCAGGACAACCCGUCUCGCCCGACCUCCCCCCUCCGAACUCUCAGUCCAUGGUCCCGAAUCUCGAUGUCGCGACGACGGAGGUGGAUCGCAUCCUCCAGGAGAUCGCCGGCCGCGAGCCCGAACCUCUCGGCCUCCCCGCCCCCUCGAUCCGACAGACGCCCAUCGAUGAGGCGUCCGGCCGAGACAGGAUCUUUGCCAUGGCCUUCCCCACUCUCUAUCCGACGGGCCGGGCUGACUUCAAUGCCUCCCGGCUACGGACGGUGCGUCUCGACGACUACGCGCGACACCUACUCUGUUUCCACGACGGGAGGUUCAGCCGCCAUCCCCGCUGGCGCUUCUUCGUCUUCAACCUCCUCAUGCGUCGGAGGGCGAACAGCUCGGCCCGUUUCUAUGUCUCCAAGGCGUCUGGUCUAAAGGACCUCGCUCGUGACGAGCUCGCGGAGGCCCUGCUGGCGGACGACGCCCUCCUCUCUCAGAUUGUGCGUCAGGGUUCUGAUUUGACCGGUACGCGCCCGUUCUGGAGGAACAAGAGCAGUAGCUUACAGGCGCAAGCCCGCUUUCUCUCGCCUGGGAUGUCGCCGGUUUUCCUCACCUUCAGCGCAGCCGACAUGCAAUGGCACGACUUACACCGACACUUCCCUGGCUUCUCCGACGUGGCUCUUGCGGAUGAUCCAGGACGGCAUAGAGGCGAUUAGCUACUACCAGCAAAUAUAGGAGAGCCUUCAGCAUCAACGCAUGGAAGACGAGAGCAUAGCUGUGGCCCCUCUCUCACAAGACCGCGAACACAGCGUCAAAUCAUAUCAUAAGGACAGUGAGGAUAAUGAGGAUGACGAGGACGUGCGGCCUCCAAGACGGCGAAAGCGGCGUGAUACGACGGAACAAGAAGGCUGGCCAACUACAGGACAGGAAGGAGGGAGGUCGCAUGAGACCGGCCCUGGUACCUGGAGGGG
Molecule: messenger RNA, 4865 nt
Organism: Pseudogymnoascus destructans
Lineage: Eukaryota; Fungi; Ascomycota; Leotiomycetes; Thelebolales; Thelebolaceae
Exons: 6
Coding region: 463-2631 (722 amino acids)
Biological process (GO): fructose 2,6-bisphosphate metabolic process; fructose metabolic process
Cellular component (GO): cytosol
Molecular function (GO): ATP binding; 6-phosphofructo-2-kinase activity
Source: RefSeq, a predicted model, not a curated record